Molecule: messenger RNA, 594 nt
Organism: Cynocephalus volans (Philippine flying lemur)
Lineage: Eukaryota; Metazoa; Chordata; Mammalia; Dermoptera; Cynocephalidae
Gene: TMEM37
Product: transmembrane protein 37
Exons: 2
Coding region: 1-594 (197 amino acids)
Cellular component (GO): membrane
Molecular function (GO): voltage-gated monoatomic ion channel activity; calcium channel activity
Source: RefSeq, a predicted model, not a curated record
AUGACGGCCAUCGCCGUGCAGGCCCAGAGGCUGUUGGGCCGAAGGAGGCCCCACCGGUCGUUCUUUGAGUCCUUCAUCCGGACCCUCAUCAUCACAUGCACCGCCUUGGCUGUGGUCCUCUCCUCGGUCUCCAUCUGUGAUGGAUACUGGCUGCUGGCCGAGGACCGCCUCUAUGGGCUGUGGCAUUUCUGCACCACCACCAACCAGAGUGGGCCGCACUGCCUCAGAGACCUGAGCCAGGCCCCCGUGCCGGGGCUGGCCAUGGGCGUGGGCCUGGCCCGCAGCGUGGGCGCCUUGGCUGUGGUGGCCGCCAUUUUUGGCCUGGAGCUCCUCAUGGUGUCCCAGGUGUGUGAGGAUGCCCACUCACGGCGCAAGUGGGCCAUGGGCUCCAUCCUCCUCCUGGUCUCUUUCAUGCUCUCCUUCGGGGGACUCCUGGGUUUUGUGAUCCUCCUCAGGAACCAGGUCACGCUCAUUGGCUUCACCCUGACGUUCUGGUGCGAAUUCACCGCCUCCUUCCUCUUCUUCCUGAACGCCAUCAGUGGCCUUCACAUCAACAGCAUCACCCACCCCUGGGACCAACCAAGGAAAUUUUAG